This is a messenger RNA of Caenorhabditis angaria, 1278 nucleotides long. Lineage: Eukaryota; Metazoa; Nematoda; Chromadorea; Rhabditida; Rhabditidae. The record is from the annotation of a GenBank genome assembly.
AUGUGUUUGUAUUUCCAUUCCGGAUUUAAUAAAGCCGCAAAUAUUUGGUAAGUAUUCUGAGAAAAUUGAUAUAUAUUAUUUGAUAGAUCAAAUUCAAAUUUUCAGAAUGUCGUAAGGAUUUUGAAAAAUUUUGUAGCGGAGAAUGCCCAUUUCUUAAAACUAAUAAAACAUGUUCACAAAUAUCAGAUUGUUAUGAGGGGAAAUAUUACAAAGCUUUCCAAGAUCAAGAUGACCUUAGUGCUUUUUGUUAUAGAAAAAGUGGAUUAUGUUGUUUAGGUAAAAAAAACAAAAUAUCAAUUAAAACAUUAUGUUAGGACAUUUCAGAUUUGAGUGAAGGCAGUUUUUGUGAUGGUCAACAAGGUAUUGUUAUGCUUAAUGAAGAGAAUUGUGUAGAAGAAGGUAAAACGUGUACCAACAGUCAUCAAAAUACUGGAGUUUGCAAAAAAUUCAAAGAGGGUUUGUACAACGUGAGUUGUCAGAAAUCAUCGCUGUGACCUGAUUGUACAAAUUAAUAAAAUGUGAAUACAAUGAAUGAACUCUGUACCUACACUUUGUUUUUCGAGAAAUUCACUCCACUGUAGCUACAGAAUUUACUUCCAAAAAGAUCGUUUUAACUACUUUGAAACUAAACGGAUAUUUUGGGGUGUGCAAUGAUUUUCUCUAAAUAUUUUUGUACAGUCAGGUUACAUUGGUUAUAUUACAAUAUAAUACAAACCAAUAUGUAGAGAAUAGAAUUCGAAAAUUUUGCAGAAACCGAUAUUUCGUUGUUGUCCUGGUUUGAUUGAAGAUUUCGUGUCAAGAACACAAUGUGACGAAAAUCAAAUACUACCAAUAACUAUACUCGAAGCAUAUUGUAAAGGCGGUUUUGUUGUUGCGGCUGGAAAAAAGACAUUGGAUGCAAAAAAUGCAAAUAAAACUUGUAAUAUAAAUUCGGAUUGCGGACCAAAUCGUUAUUGUAUUAGAUUGAAAAUAGAUGAAGAUUCAAAAUGUUAUGAUAUUAGCCUGAAAAAAGUGGAAAAUUCUGAAGAUGAUGCUGAAGGACUCAGUUUAACAAUGAUUAUUAUAAUUGUUGCUGUUGGUGUAGCGGUUGUCGUUUUGAUUGCUGGUGCAGUUGCAUUUUAUUGUUAUCGUAAGAAGAAAGCUGCAAAAAACUUGGGAAACAAUGCGCAUGGCAAGAAAACAAUGUCAACUUCAAAUUCAAAUGAUAAAUUGUCUGCAAAAUCGCCAACAGCAAAACCAAGUCCAAAUGGAUGGCUAGCUAAAAAUCCAUUCGUCUAA